Molecule: messenger RNA, 1844 nt
Organism: Panicum virgatum (switchgrass)
Lineage: Eukaryota; Viridiplantae; Streptophyta; Magnoliopsida; Poales; Poaceae
Product: E3 ubiquitin-protein ligase At1g63170-like
Exons: 7
Coding region: 431-1669 (412 amino acids)
Source: RefSeq, a predicted model, not a curated record
UAAACGUUGCCACUCGAGACUCGGUGGGAAGGAAGAAUUCGAGCUCACAGAUUUGGUAAAAUUUACCCCCAUUAUUAUUAGCGCGCUGGGCGAUGCUUCCGUGUUUCUACCAUCCCUUUCUUAUUAGCGCGCUGCCUUGAUCCGAGGGUUUGGCACCUGUCCCUUCCCUUCCUUCCUCCCCCGGCGCAAUCUUUCCUUCCGCGAGCUCGCCCGGCGAUUUUUCUUUGCAGUUUUCUAUUGCAAAUCUUGGGCGCGACCUAAGCAUCGAUUCGGCUUUAAGCGGCCGAGGCGGUCGGAGUGGAGGUGCCCGUGGUUGACCCGUUGGUGAGAUGAUUGUUGGGUCGGGAACUUCUUUCUCCUCUUCCGAGGUGGAUUGGAGCUCUGUUUCUUGGAACAGGAACCAGUAAUUUCCCAUGCAAUCUCUUGGUUGAUGGAUGCUCUUCCUGUUGUAUCAGAAAGAGAGAGUCAAACAGAUAGUCACCCUUUACUCAUGGAGCAUGUGAUUGGUAUCCCAAGGGAUGAUGUCCCUUCUUCUACACCUCGUCGAGAUAAUCAUGAUGGCAUGGAUCAACUGCCUCGUGACUCAGAAAGUUCUUCUGGAACAACUGCUGCAUCUAACACUCCGAGCGCUCCUCUAGCAAGAAGAGAUGAUAAUCGUGGUCCUCGUCGGCGAAGUCCUCUGAAUUCUGGCUUCUGGAUCUCAGUUGAACUAGUUGUAAAUCUCAGCCAGAUUAUAGCUGCUAUUUGUGUUCUGUCUGUAUCAAGGAAUGAACAUCCUCAUGCUCCAUUGUUUGAGUGGGUCAUUGGUUAUACAAUAGGUUGUAUUGCAACUCUUCCUCAUCUUUACUGGCGCUAUCUCCACCGCAACCACCUGGCCACUGUGCAAGAAUCAGCUAAUCAGAACUACAUUCCAAACAACAUCCCUGAAAGUAAUUCUUCUGAGGAAUUUUCUGCCCCUCGAGUGUCUGAAGCUGGUGUUGUAACAGGCACAAAUGGAGUUUCAAGAAACAACGUGGUUACUGUAAAUCCAAGGGCCCAAGCUUUUGCUGAUCACUUCAAAAUGGCUCUGGACUGUUUCUUCGCUGUAUGGUUCGUUGUGGGAAAUGUGUGGGUGUUUGGUAGACGUUCUUCUGCCCAUGAUGCGCCAAACUUGUACAGGUUGUGUAUAGCCUUCCUCACAUUCAGUUGCAUCGGCUAUGCUAUGCCCUUCAUUCUCUGCGCACUGAUAUGUUGCUGCCUCCCCUGCAUAAUUUCUGUAAUGGGCUUCCGAGAAGAUUUGAACCAAAAUAGAGGUGCUAGUUCAGAUGCUAUCAACGCCUUAGGCACAUAUAAGUUUAAAUUGAAGAAGCCUCGUAAUGGAGAUGGAAAUGGAAAUGAAGGUGGCAGUGGGGUGUUGGCUGCUGGAACAGACAAGGAACGCGUUGUUUCUGCUGAAGAUGCUGUUUGCUGUAUCUGCUUGGCAAGGUACGUGGACAAUGACGAACUCCGGUUGCUCCCAUGUGGGCACUUCUUCCACAAGGACUGUGUCGACAAGUGGCUCAAGAUAAAUGCACUGUGCCCCCUCUGCAAAUCUGAGCUUGACGUUGUCUCGGCAACUGCUCCAGCCAUUGGCUUUGGGCGCCGCCACAGCGACAACAGGGUAGGAAACGACAUUGAAUCGCAACAAUAGCUAUGGCAGCUUGUCCCAUGAGGAGGCAACAUGCCUUUGAUGCGGCUUUCCACUAGAGCAAUUUGUAAAUUAUAUAUAGUGCAGAUUGUACAGUCGAUCGAUGAGCCCUUAUGUGACCCAACAAGUUAUUUCCUGACUGACUAAUAUCUCCUGUCGUCCAUAUGUGUUGCUUCUA